Messenger RNA from Symbiodinium natans, 912 nucleotides. NCBI's taxonomy places the organism in Eukaryota, Dinophyceae, Suessiales, Symbiodiniaceae. The record is from the annotation of a GenBank genome assembly.
AUGCUGCAGCGGGCGACGUUGUGGCUUCUGCUCGUUCUGGUGAUUCCCACAGUUCCCAAGGACGUGGCAGAGGAGUAUGCCACCAACUUCGUGCAGCGGAAAGUGGGGCGAAUAGCUGCUUCAGUCAAGGACACGCCACGCGCUGCGGUCAAGCCUUGGCAAGUGCGUAAGUACGUCGGCGUCAGCUUCCACAAGUCUGGCACGGAAUUGAUCGACCACCUGUGGUACCAUAUGUUCGACGCUCUCGGAGCAGGCCCCUUCGAUAUCGGCAAGAACACGUCGUACAACAGCACGAGUUGGAUCAGGAACCAGGUCAGUGUCAUUUUCCCAGAUGCGCCCAUCCAGCUGAGGGAAGACGUGUGGUGGCCCGCCGUGGAGCAAGAGAUGCGUGAAGCUGCAGCACCUCAACCGAUCCGCAUCGCAGCAAUCGUUCGGGAUCCGUUAGACAUGAUCGCCUCAGCCUACUGUUACCAUCACCGCGGCGAGGAAAGCGACAACCUGCAGUUCUUCCCUAGAGGUACCUUGCAGUCCAUGGGCCCCAAGGAAGGGACGGCCUUUGCGGCGGAGAGAAUGUUUGGGGUAGUCCAGAACAUGACGGAAAGCUUCGAGACCCCAAAAGAGGAUAUCUUGGUGAUAAGGUAUGAGCACAUCACCGCCUCAUCCAAGGGAUUCGACGAAGCCAUAAGGACGCUGAUGGACUUCUUCUUCACGGGAUUAAUUUCUCAGGAGGAGUAUAACUCUGCACUGGAGGCCAGCAGACACGUAGACUUGCAUCGUUUUCCAGAUUUCUGGGGACACACGAGCGAUGCCGCUUGUGUCGCAGAAGCGAAGCAGGCUGCAUUGGCCAUGCCAGGAGACCUCCUGGCACCGUUUCACUCAUUCCAGCAAAGGCUUGGAUAUCCGCUUGCGUGA